This is a messenger RNA of Entamoeba histolytica HM-1:IMSS, 546 nucleotides long. RefSeq lists its product as uncharacterized. The coding region runs from base 1 to 546 and encodes 181 amino acids. The record is from RefSeq and is a predicted model, not a curated record. NCBI's taxonomy places the organism in Eukaryota, Evosea, Mastigamoebida, Endamoebidae. The transcript has a single exon.
AUGGAUAAAAUAUUUUCCUCUGAAGAAGAUGAUGAAGUUGUUCAUAUUAAAGAAAAUACAACAACUGAAACAGACACAACAGAACAAACUAAACAAAAAAAAGAAAUUAUCAACCGAGAUGUAUUUUGGACUGGAAUAGAUACUAAUGAAAUUGGAAAUGAGUCUACAAAAAUAAAUCAAAACAAAGAGGUUGAUGAAUUUCUUAGUGCAUUUACUGUGGUAAAACAAGAAGAAGAUAAUAAAAAACCCCACAUCCCAAGUUCUCUUCAAAAGUUAAAUGAAUUGUCUAAAGGAUAUAGAACUAAAAGAAAUGAGUUUAUAAGUAAUGAAGACCUUUAUGCAGAAUGUUAUCCACAAUAUGGUAAAGGAGAGUUUGCACGGAUAGAUGAUAAAUCAGGACAAGUUAUUCAUGAGUCUAUUGAUUUAGAUAAAUUUGAGUUAGAUAAAAAUAAAAGAAAAAAGAAAGUAAAGAAAGAUGAAUGGGGUUCUAUCCAACAAAAAUUAAAAGAAGGAUAUGGUGAAUAUAUUAAUGAUGAACAAGACUAA